This is a messenger RNA of Vitis vinifera (wine grape), 1892 nucleotides long. Its product is annotated as pantothenate kinase 1. The record is from RefSeq and is a predicted model, not a curated record. Gene Ontology annotation, biological process: coenzyme A biosynthetic process. The transcript has 10 exons. Gene Ontology annotation, cellular component: cytosol; nucleus. Gene Ontology annotation, molecular function: ATP binding; pantothenate kinase activity. Bases 376 to 1635 code for a protein of 419 amino acids. Lineage: Eukaryota; Viridiplantae; Streptophyta; Magnoliopsida; Vitales; Vitaceae.
UUUUGCUGUUUGCCAAACGACCCUUUAGAGCCACGCGCUUUAACUCCGCUCAAGAUAACGAACCGCUACGAUCCAUUUUCACAGAUCAGUAACCGAGAGUGGUUGUCGAGCGCGUAAGAUUCGCGUACGUAUGUUUUUGCUACUAGCAAUUCUGAGAAGCCUCCAUUUCCAAGUUGGUCCAUAUGGAUUCGUGUGCAGGAGUGGUGGGGUUAGGUGAAGAGGGAGAGUGGCGCUAAACUUCGGAGUCAGCGCAGCAGUUGUUGAGGACAAGAACCGGUUUUAUCCAAUAGCAGGCAGUCAAUGUACUGGGGAUGAUAUAAAGGGGAUGCAGGGAGUGCGCAGAAACCAUUGAAGAGGCAGUUGGGUGAGACGGAAAUGGAAGCGCGGUGUUCUGGAAUUGAAAGGAAUUCGGAGGACGGAGGUUCCAAAGCUCUCGCUCCUGAUGAAAUUUCGCAUUUGGCUCUGGACAUUGGAGGCACUCUGAUUAAGUUGGUGUAUUUCUCAAGGAAUGAUAGCUGGUCGGUUGAUGAUAAAGGGGCAAAGUCUCCAAAGGGGGAUUCUCCUUUGCGAGUUUCUUGUAGUAAUCUAGACUAUCCUAUUCUUUACGGAAGGAUCCAUUUUGCAAAGUUUGAGACAAUCAAAGUCAAUGAAUGCCUAGAGUUUAUUCGUUCGAAGAAGCUUCUCCAUGGUGGUUGUUGGCAUCAUGAAGCUCCUGUCUCUGACAAGAAUGUUAUUAAGGCCACAGGCGGUGGGGCAUAUAAGUUUGCUGAUCUCUUCAAAGAGAAUCUUGGGCUCAAUCUUGACAAGGAAGAUGAAAUGGAUUGUCUUGUUAGUGGAGCAAAUUUUCUGCUUAAGGCAGUUCACCAUGAAGCCUUUACAUAUAUGGAUGGCCAGAAGGAAUUUGUGCAGAUUGAUCAUAACGAUUUGUAUCCCUACCUGCUUGUUAAUAUUGGGUCUGGUGUUAGCAUGCUCAAGGUGGAUGGAGAUGGCAAGUUUGAACGAGUUAGUGGAACAAAUGUAGGUGGUGGCACUUUUUGGGGCUUGGGAAGGCUUCUAACGAAGUGCAAGAGUUUUGAUGAGUUGCUUGAGUUGAGCCAUCAGGGAAAUAAUAGAGUGAUAGACAUGCUUGUUGGAGAUAUCUACGGUGGAAUGGACUAUUCGAAGUUUGGUCUUGCAUCAACAACCAUUGCUUCUAGCUUUGGCAAGGCAAUUUCUGAAAAUAAAGAGCUUGAGGAUUACAGACCUGAAGAUGUUGCUCGCUCUCUCUUGCGAAUGAUUUCUAACAAUAUUGGGCAGAUAUCUUAUUUGAAUGCACUUCGAUUUGGGCUCAAGAGGAUAUUUUUUGGAGGAUUUUUCAUCCGGGGUCAUGCUUAUACAAUGGAUACAAUUUCUGUUGCAGUUAAUUUUUGGUCGAAAGGUGAAGCAAAAGCAAUGUUUUUGCGGCAUGAAGGAUUUCUAGGGGCAUUGGGUGCAUUCAUGAGCUAUGAAAAGAAUAAUUAUGAUGGCUUGAUGGUUCAUCAGUUAGUGGAACAGGUCUCAACCAGUGCAUCUUACUCUGGGGAUAAGAUUCACAGCUCACUAGCUGGGGAUUUGAAUGACAGUGAAAGUAUAGGUUGCAGUGUCUAUACAACUUAGCCGUGGAAUUGUUUUCUCCUCAAAUGUUCUAAACAAGGCAAUUCUUCAUGGGUGGCCUGCACCUAAUGUGGUUAAAGAGUUGAAACUUGAUUAACUUGCAUAAUAUUCAUUACAAUGUUGUAAGACCAACGUGUUUAACCACAGAGAAUUAAUAAACAAGAGUGCAAAUGGGGGAGGGGUUGUGUCCCUCCCCCCGCAAUUAUUUAAAGAUCUAUACGGAUAUUGUCCAGAGCAUAUGAAGCAGCACAGUUGUGACA